AUGAACCAUUUCUUCGGACUGUCUGCCACCGCACCUUCGUCGCCGACGGUCCACACCAGCAACUAUGUCAAUGGCGUCAAUGGGGGAAAGCAUAGGGACGAUGGUUACAGCAGGGCAACCGAGUCUCCCACUGAUGAGAAAGCACUUCCUGUUCUGCCACCGCCCAGCGUCCCAUACUGGUCACAAUCCUUGAACAACAUCGAGGGCAAUGGUAUCAAUGGCGGUCGUUUUGACAAACCCAUUCCCAGUCGCCAAUACGACUCACCCUACUCACGCAGUCUCUCUUCCACUGCGCCAGGGUCGCCGCGAAUCCCACCUGUCAGACAGAAUUCUGGCAAUCACACUCCACGGAUUCGGCCACAUGCAACAACCCUCAACAUCCCUGGUAUGACGCGCUCAAAGGCAUCCCCCGAUGGGCGUAUUCCUGACAGAGAUGUUGCUGCCAAGUUGGUCAUCAUCAUGGUCGGCCUGCCUGCCAGGGGCAAGUCGUACAUUACCAAAAAGAUCCAGCGCUAUCUCAACUGGCAGCAGCACAACACCAAAAUUUUCAAUGUGGGAAACCGUAGGCGCGUUGUCGCUGGCAUCACUCCUGCAGGUCAGUGCUCUGGCAAAACGGCGACGAAAGACGACGUUUCUACUCAGGUGGCUACUAUCUUGUCUGGGGGCCAUAAUCAUCCAGACAUUGUCAUCGAGGAGCCUUCAAAGCUGGACCUGGACAAUUCUGGCAAGCCACCUGUUCCCCCUGAAGCAAUGGACCAGUCGGCCAAGUUUUUUGAUCCCAAGAAUGAAGCCGCUUCCAAGUUGCGCGAACAGAUGGCACUUGACACUCUGGAUGAGUUGUUGGAUUAUUUGCUCAAGCAGGGUGGUGCUGUAGGUAUCCUCGAUGCCACAAACAGCACUGUUCAUCGUCGCAAGCUCCUUGUAGAGCGCAUCAGGCAACGCGAACCGAAGUUGGGGAUAUUGUUCAUUGAGAGUAUCUGCCAUGACCAGAAUCUUUUAGAAGCCAACAUGCGCCUGAAGCUCUCUGGCCCUGACUACAAAGAUAAGGAUCCUGUUAAGUCACUGGAGGAUUUCAAGGCGCGCGUCAAGGCGUAUGAGAGUGCUUAUGAGCCGCUUGGCAAGUGGGAAGAGGACAACGAUCUGCAGUACAUUCAGAUGAUCGAUGUUGGUCGAAAAAUCAUUAAUUUCCGCCUUCGGGGCUUCCUCAGCGGUGGCAUUGCCUCGUACCUGACUACGUUCAACCUGUCUCCCAGACAGAUUUGGAUCACACGUCAUGGCCAAAGUGUCGACAACCAGCUCCACAAGCUCGGUGGCAACUCGGAACUGACGGAGCGGGGCCACUAUUAUGGCGAAGCCCUUUACAGAUUCAUCACGCACAAGCGGAAGGAAUGGUUGGUCGAACAGAAAGAUAAGAUCGCCAAGGCGAACUUCCCUCCUCAGCCUGGAGACUACACGCCACCAUACCCUGAGCUAGACCAGGAGCUUGAAGACAAGAACUUCUGCGUCUGGACGUCGAUGCUCAAGCGCAGUAUUGAGACGGCGGAAUACUUCGAGGCAGAUGACGACUAUGAUGUUAAGGCUUGGGAAAUGCUUAACGAGUUGAAUGCAGGAGACUUUGAAGGCAUGACGUACGAAGAAAUCGCCGAGAAGUACCCGGAGGAAUAUGCCAAACGGAAUGCCGACAAGCUGGGAUAUGUCUACCCUGGAGUUGGCGGCGAGGGGUAUCUUCAGGUUAUCAGCCGUCUUCGAGACAUGGUACGCGAGAUUGAGCGCAUCACGGAUCACGUGCUCAUUAUUGCCCACCGGUCGGUUUGCCGUGUCCUCAUGGCUUACUUCAUGGAUCUUACCCGGGAUGACAUCGCCGAUUUAGACGUGCCGCUCGGCAUGCUCUACUCCAUCGAACCGAAGCCGUAUGGAAUUGAGUUCCAUGCCUACCGUUACAACGAAGCUAUGGGCUGGUUUGACGAAGUGCCGAACUACAAGCCUCGGAAGACGGUAGACCGGAAUUCAUGA
Molecule: messenger RNA, 2013 nt
Organism: Thermochaetoides thermophila DSM 1495
Lineage: Eukaryota; Fungi; Ascomycota; Sordariomycetes; Sordariales; Chaetomiaceae
Product: 6-phosphofructo-2-kinase 1-like protein
Exons: 4
Coding region: 1-2013 (670 amino acids)
Biological process (GO): fructose 2,6-bisphosphate metabolic process; fructose metabolic process
Cellular component (GO): cytosol
Molecular function (GO): ATP binding; 6-phosphofructo-2-kinase activity
Source: RefSeq, a predicted model, not a curated record